AUGGAGAAUCAUCGACCGUGGAAACAGGCGGGUCAGAUCCUCCCGCCGUCUCCACAGCAGCCAAACGACGCCCACUACGAGUACGAACGGCAGCGGCAACAUCAGUUUCAACAACUACAACCUCAACAGCAACAGCCGCAGCAGCCGCAACAGCAACACGUACCGAUACAGGCUAAGGGCCACACAUUGUCCAAAGUCUCUACCAAGUCCGCUCAAGCCUUAAAAUCAUCAAAGUCGUCAACGCCCUCAGACAUCCCGUCUUUCACCUUCAUCGACCACGAUGACGAUCUCACCUCCAAAAGGAUCAAGGACAAGAAAGCCCGAAAGGCCAUCAGAUCCCAUGUCAUGCGCGACGUGCGGCGAAGGGAGAGAUUGGCUGGUCUAAAGAGGACGUCCAAGCGUGGUGCUACUAAGGACAAAGCUUCACCACCCUCCGCCGAUCAAGAUAGCACCGAGACCACCUGCAGCACAAAGGACCGGCGGAAAGCCAUUGCCAGUGCUAACGCUACCGAUGCGGACAUGAAAAAAGAUAUUGACAAUAAUAGUAUUUCAGAUAGGACGACGAUGAGUCCAAGUCCGAUUUCGACUUCGGAAUUGUCUAUGAUUAGCAGAUCGCCGUCUGGAGAAGGAACAUCGAUCGCCUCCCUCAUACUGGAGCAGGAUCGUUCGGAUUUCCCCUCCUUUCCCAGUCCCUUGGGGGACACCACUUCUUGGGCUUUCGACCCCUUCAGCACGCUCCCAGGUGCAAGCCCCUCGACUAAUGAUGUAAUAGAUGGUCUGAUAAAAUAUUUCUCCGCCGUCCUAAUCCCAAUGACUUUCCCCGCCGAAACAAGGCAACCUCAAGACAGCAAGAACCGUAUGGCCCUUAUCAUCUCCGCCACAAUCUCUGAACCAGGGCCUUUCUUCGGCUACAUGAGUCUGUGCGCCGCCCAUCGCGCUGUCUUGCAGGGGAAGCAUUCGGAACUGGUGGCUACUGCGCCCACAGGGGCUGGCAAGGAGCGCGUUCUGUUCGAGCCAGAUUAUUAUAUGAUGAAAGCUCGAUGUAUUCGUGAGAUGAAUAGGAAACUUCAGGAUCCAGUGCUGGCACUGACGGAUUCAGCAUUUGAUAUCGUUGUUAGCUUGACGUCUUGUGCCUUGACCAUUGGUGAUUUCGACGAAGCUAGAGAUCAUAUCCAGGGAUUGAAGCAAAUGGUUGACCUGCGCGGAGGCGUUUUCGGGCCCUCAUUCCAAGGCGAGGGAGUUCGUUUGCUCUCUAAUGUUUUAAUAUGUGACAUCAUGUCCGCCUCCGCGUUAAUGUCCCGCCCACUUUUCCCCCUAACUUGGGACCCACAACCCAUCCCACCAGAGACCAAAGAAAGGAUCAUCCCACCGCACACCUCCCCACUAUCAAAUAUCGGCAUGGCCCUCUGCACAAACGAAGCCCUCUCCAACCCGCUCCAAAAAGCCCUCAUGGGCCUUCGCGAAAUCCUCUUCUUCGAACACGCAAACACACGGGACCCAGAAAACUUCUCCGCCCUCGAAAACGAAAUCUUCCUCUUCAAAAGUCACGAGGUGGAAUUUGAGUUGCUGGAUUAUCCAUUCCGCCUCGCACGCAACUCCACCUCUGCAACCUCAGAAACAACCCCCCAGUCCCCCAUCUCCCUCCAACCCAUCGAAAACGUUGCCCGAGUCGCAGCCAUCUGUCAUAUAAACAACUUUUUCAUCGUUUCCCCACCGUCAUCCGGCCUCGGCCGCGCUCUAAGUCGCCACCUCGCGAUGGCGCUAAGUCGGUUCCCAACUGCGGCAUUCCCUAGAUUACCGAACGCGUGGCUCAAUUUGAUUACCUGGGCGGCGUUCCUGGGUGCGCGCGGCUCGAAGGGCCAAAAGGCGAAGCCGUGGUUUCUGCAACGGCUGAGGGAGGUUGCGGAGGUUAGAGGGUGGAUCCAGUCUGGAUCGUUGUCUGGGUCACGGUGGGAUGAGGAUGAUGGGAAUGGAGAGGAUGGAAAUGGAGAAGAUGGGUGGGCGGCGGUCGAGGAGGCGUUGAAGGGUUACUUGUAUAUUCCUGAGUUACACGGCGGGGUGUUCCGGAGCAUCUGGCAAGAUGUUGUGGAGGGGCCUGUUGUUGUGGAAGUUGGGUAA
Molecule: messenger RNA, 2118 nt
Organism: Histoplasma mississippiense
Lineage: Eukaryota; Fungi; Ascomycota; Eurotiomycetes; Onygenales; Ajellomycetaceae
Exons: 5
Coding region: 1-2118 (705 amino acids)
Source: RefSeq, a predicted model, not a curated record